CGAAGUUUAGGGUUCUUCGGGAUAUCCGCAUGGGGUUCCUCGCGAUCACGAGGAAGAAUGCGGCAGCGAGCAUCCGGCUGGUGCGAUUCCUGUCGAUGGAGGCGGAAUCGCUGCUGGUGAGGCGACGUCCCUGCGUCACUCUCCCAUCGCCCUAUUCUCUCAGCAGGGACAUCAGCAGGAGCCGGCUGGAGAGUCCACUCAAGAAGAUUUCGCUGGAUUCCCACAGGAAAGACGUGCUCACCAGCGAUUUCAUGUGGGAGCCCGUGAACGAGGAUCUCCAGUUCGUGGUGGAGAUGACCAAGGCGAUCAGGAAGGGGGAGCUUGGGUGGUGGACCGCCGAGGAGCUGCUAAGAUCAUCCGGAGUGAAGAGGCUGCGGCCAUACCACGUCUGUGAGAUCUUGAAGCAGCGCAUCGGCGAGGAGGCCGCGCUCAAGCUCUUCCGGUGGGCGAAGACGCAGCCAAAGUACUACAACGACACUUACGUCUACAACAUGAUGAUGAAGACUCUCGGGGAUGCCAAGAACUUCCGGAUGAUGGAGGAGCUCCACGCCGACAUGGCCAAGGCCAAGGUCGCGAAGAACGAGAUCACGUACAUGAUCCUCUUCCAGUGCUACUUCGACGGUGGCGAGAUCGAAAAGGCCUUGAAGUUCUUCGAUGUGUUCGAGCACUCGGAGAAGCCGGCCAUGAAGCACUACAAGUACGUGAUGCACAAGCUCGUCAAGGCUGGGUGUUUCCAGGUGGUGCCUCUGAUCUUCAAGAACAUGAUCUGGGCCGGGAACAAGCCGGAUAGAUUUGCGUACAACGUUGUCAUCAACAGCCUCUGCAAGCUCGGCAAAGUUGACGAGGCGCUCAAGUACACCAGGGAGAUGUCCGAGAAAGGCUAUCCUCCGGAUGUCUACACGUACAACUUCGUCAUGGAAGGGAUUGGAAACACCACGAACUUGGAAGCGUCGGCCAAGGUGUUUGAGGAGAUGGUAGCGAACAAGUGCCAGCCCAACAUUGUCACCUUCAACGUUCUUCUCGACACGUUUUGCAAAGCCGGGAAAACUGCUCAAGCCGCGGACUUGGUGAGGAAGAUGGUGUCUUAUGGCUGCUCGCCCGGGGAGAGGGCUUUCAGGAUCCUGAUGGAUGCGUUUGGGAGGUCCGGGGAAGUGGAUGCAGCGCAUACCUUGGUCCGGGACUUGAUGAAGAUGAACUUCUAUCCCAACUCGCUCACUCUCAACGUGAUCAUGACCAGACUAAACAAAGUCGGCAAGCCGGAAGUAGCGCUCGAGCUCUAUUACGAUCUCAAGGCCGCGGGGGGCUUUGUUCACGAUCUCAUCACUUACAACAUCAUCAUCGACUUGCUGGGAAAAGUUGGGAAAGUCGAUGAGGCCUGGAAAGCCUUUGAGGAGCUCAAGCUGGAGCAGCGCCUCGUGCCGGACCAUUACACGUACAACACGAUUGUGGUCAGGAUGGCCAAGGUGGGGAGGCUCCAAGCUUGCUUUGAGCUGAUCAAGGAAAUGGAGGGCAGAAACGUUUCGCUGGACCGCAGCUCGUACUGCAAUCUGGUGGAAGCUUUCGGCCGCGCUGGUCACAUUGACCAGGCAUGCUCGAUGCUGAGGGAGAUGAAAGCCAGUGGACAUAGCCCUCAAAUGAAUACUUUGCAAACGCUUGUGAACCAUGCUCGGAGGCUCAACAGGCUAGAGGUUGUACAGUUGCUGAUGCCAGAGCUGGAGCAAGCAGAGAUGCGGCAGUACCGGUUCUGUGCCAGCAGUUAACGGCCUUUCAUGUAGAGUUUUUGCUUUGCAUCGGCUCUGCUAUAACUAUUGUCGUCAGGAAGGACACACCGUCUCAACGAAUGGAUUUUCGCCAGUUCACCAAGACGAACAUCUCUAUUUAUGAAAUCCACGAGUUUGCGACCAGGACGGUACAUUGAAAUAAAGUUUUGUACCACGGCUCUGAGGAUGCCCAACCAACAGGAUUCAGGCAUGU
Selaginella moellendorffii is the source of this 1974-nucleotide messenger RNA. RefSeq names its product pentatricopeptide repeat-containing protein At3g04760, chloroplastic. Gene Ontology annotation, molecular function: protein binding. Lineage: Eukaryota; Viridiplantae; Streptophyta; Lycopodiopsida; Selaginellales; Selaginellaceae. The coding region runs from base 30 to 1760 and encodes 576 amino acids. The record is from RefSeq and is a predicted model, not a curated record. The transcript has 2 exons.